This is a messenger RNA of Xyrauchen texanus (razorback sucker), 7128 nucleotides long. It is a transcript of the gene ccser2a, whose product is annotated as coiled-coil serine-rich protein 2a. Gene Ontology annotation, molecular function: microtubule binding; nucleic acid binding. The coding region runs from base 640 to 3573 and encodes 977 amino acids. The record is from RefSeq and is a predicted model, not a curated record. Gene Ontology annotation, cellular component: microtubule cytoskeleton. Gene Ontology annotation, biological process: microtubule bundle formation; DNA integration. NCBI's taxonomy places the organism in Eukaryota, Metazoa, Chordata, Actinopteri, Cypriniformes, Catostomidae. The transcript is spliced from 11 exons.
ACAUCAGCUCACCGUUCUGUUCAAGCUGUAUAAACAAACUCGCUUUAAUGUUCGCUUCGAAAUAGUAUAUAACUCGUUUAUUUUUAAGCAUUGAGUCGCAGUGAGCCAGGUGAUGAUGGACGUUCCACCCUUCAGAGGAUGAUGCUGAAAUUAGUCGCAAACAUCGUGAUGGAGUCUAACUUCAUUGCAGCAUCAAUUCUAUUUUGCUUUAGCACAUUUAAACGCUGCGCUGUGCGAUAAUACUGAUUUAUAAUACUGAUUUGUAUACCAUGCAAACGCUGCACUUUUCGGUCCGAAAAUAGGAAUGUAUGAAUGUCUUUUUUCGGUUUGUUUAUAGACACGUUCUGUGUUAGUAGUAAAUAGUUAAGAGGCUGGAAUAGUCGCCCCGGUUAAGAGUAGCAUAUUUUAUUUAAACGAGCAUAACUUACGCUUUCAUAGUGUAAUAUUUUGAAAUACUAUAUAUUACUACUAAAACUAUAUUUAGUAGGCUACUCUAGUCUACAUGAGUUGUGUUAAGUAAGAGGAACGUUGAUCUCUCAAAUCUUGAGAUCUUGACAUUGACCUCAUGGAUAGGCACGAAUGAUCUUCAUCAAACAGAUCUCUCUUUCUUGGGUUUAUCCAUGACUCUACUGUUUUCUGAUGGAACAGAAGGUCCUCAAUAAGCCCUCCAUGGUGUCCAGACUGCCCAAAUUUGGUUCCCGUCCUGCCAAUGGAAUCUCUUCCUCCCUUCCCAAUGGUACAACUCAGACUGUGCCCACACAAGAGGGCAAGGGUAUUCCUUCCCCUGCAAAGCCAAAUGGAGUGGUCAGAGCCUCCUCCUUUUCCAUGAAAUGGAAAAAGGAGAAUUGUGGGCCAAAGGACCCUUCAAGCCCAGAUGAGGGCACUCCUCCAGAAGAAAAGAAGGCAGUUCGCUCCUCUCGUUCUCCAGGGAAUAGGGAGUUAAAAAGCCCUUGUACUCCCUCAACCAAAGUGCGGAGGGAUGCCUCCUCUUUAUGCACUGGAAGCCCUAAUCCCAUGCCCAAAUCCCCAAAGUCCACCUCGAGUCCCAAAGCAAAUCUGAAAAACUCUCCGAUCACGACACCCGCCAACAGCCAGGACACAUCCCAAAAAAGCCAGUCUAAGCCAACUCAAAAUGGGACGCCAGUUGUGGGGUCAUCAACUGGACGGACAGUCUCUUUAGUGCUCCAGCAACCGAGAGCAAACACUGGCUCUACUCGAAGCAGCUCCAAAGACAGCCUGUCUCAGUCAAGCGACAGCCUCUUACGACAACCCCUUGCAUUGGACCCUAUGGUGCGUUCUCAGAGCUUCACCCAUUUCAAACAACUGCCCUCGCCAACUAACACACCCAUGAUGCGGUCCUUCUCUUUCAACAAGGCUGUGGAACUAGCAAAACCGCUAGCUAAUACACAGCUACGCCCACCACGAACACUUGGACUCAAAUCGCCCCAGAGCUUUGGAUGCCUUGUGCUUGGGUUGGGGGGAUUGGGAUUUGGAAAGGGGCUGUCAGACCGACUCCCUGCUGCAAGUCCUCCCUCAGAGGGCCUAACACCGCCUAAUAGCAUAAAACGGCCUCUUCUACAUAAUUCUGUGUUGACAAAGCCCUCGAUACUUGCUUAUAGGCAAAAUCGACCAGUUGCUGCCAAACCACAGUUCCCUUUAGUGGUUGGGAGGACUUCUCCAGAGAGUGAAGUUAUAACCCCACCUCUCACUCCAGAGCUGCCCCACUGUGCCACGAAGAGCGCAUCAGCUCCCAUAGUUUUACAAGAGGGGCAUUUUACAGAACAGUGGCUGGAUGGGAACCUCCGUUACACUACAGAGAGACCGGAGGACAUGUCUCUCUCCUCUGCAUCUUCCCUGGAGAGGAAUGACACCAGUGAGGAGUUCCUUGAUGACUUAGAACACCUAGGAGACCAAUCACAGCAUGUCAUUGCACAUAAUAAAAAUCCCAGGGCCAUGUCCACACAGACACGCCUUCAGAGCUUCUUAAGUGAGACCAUGGAUUGGGCUGGGAUUGGUCUGGCAGGUGGUAAGGCAGAUUCGAAGUGUGGACUGCCCCGUGUGCCGCCUCUUAUGUCCCCAGAUGUGGAUCGUCAUGCAGCCUCCUUGCUGGAGCUCUCCCCCUCUAACAGCUCGGGAGGAACAUACAUGUGGGAUGAGGAGGGUAUGGAACCACUUGGGCACAACACACACUUACACUGCUGCAGCAGCUACGAGUCAGACCUCAACAGCAUAGACAUUCUGAACAACUUGGAUAACACUACGUCAUGUGACCUGGAAGAAGAUGACCUCAUUCUUGAUGUGGAUCUGCCAGAGGACGGAGCCUUACUCUGUGAUGGAAUGGCCCAUUUUGAGCGCUCUGAGAGGGGGGGCCGGCCGGCUCAGUGGAGGAGAAGACAGCAGAGAUGGAGUGGAAUGGAUCAUGCUCACAAUGACAACAGGCUGGUUGGGUUGCAUAAUGAUGGGUGUCCUACAGGCCAUCAGACUCUCCAUCAUGCAGAUCAGCAUGACAGUCACAUGGUGGCACUAGAUGACCUCACUCUCAAGCACAUGGUUGAGGACUGCUCAUCUGUUAAAUUACAGCUGCUAAAACUCAAGAGUCUAUUGCAGAUGGAUGAUGAAGAUAUUUCUCCAGAGAGUGUGGAAUCCAGCGAAGAUGACCGCAAAGGCCGGCAGAUGGAGGAGCUGAUGAAGGAAGUGGCACGUCUCAGGGAAGAGCUGAAAAAUAAAGAUAAAAUCAUCACUCGGCUCACGCAUCAACAACAAUCUCCGGUGAGAUGUCAUUGUCAACAGCAGAAGUUGGGGGUCAAAGGUGAGAGAAGAACACAUCAUGAUAAAUCCUCUCAGACGGUGUGGCGGCCGCCCCAUCAUCACCAUGCUCCUCAAAUACUUCAGCCCAUCAGCCACAUCCCCAACGAGCCCCUCAUCCAGGGAAGACUAGUAAGAACAGUCCCCACAGGGGGCCCCAGUGAUGCCUGCACUGUAGUACAGAGGUCGCCUCUGUCCAGUCCUUCUGUCCCCUGUACUGGUAUAGUACCAUCUCCUGCUCUGAAAACUACUAGAGGCCCUCACGUGGAUUCGAGAUCUCUGCCUGAUCCAGAAGAGUUGAGCCAGUUGCUUAGCACCCACCUUCACAUCCAAGACAACCACAAGAGCGACUCACAUGGCACUGGAGAACAGAUUAUGAGACCAACCCAAGACAACCUCCAAAACAAACUGCAAACCCCUCACCCCCUGUCCUUCUUCAGCCCUCGUGUCCUGCAGCCUCCCCAUCUACACGAACGGAUAACUCUCCCUGCUCUGCCUCUAGUUGGCGGUAGAGGGGUGAACCCAAAGCCUGGUCCCACAUUGAACCAGAAUGUCAAGCUGCUUCCUCCUCCAACCAGAGGUUUACCAUGCUUCAGUGCCAGGAACCACGUCAGUUCACGGGGAUUCAUGUCCCAGCCCUGGCCUCCAUUGGUCAGGAGAGAUUCUGACCCCAUUGAAGGGUUGGCUGACCCAGGACUCUUGCUCGAACACAAAGCUUCGGUACCGCUCAGUGUCUCCACAAGACUUGCAAAGCCAAAGAUCAACUGAGCAUAAGCUGCAGCCAUAGAAGGAUUAGACUACCUCCCUGAAUGCAUGGAGACACACACAGCUUGCACUUAAGAGUGUUUUUUUUUAGUGGCUAAAAUCACAGGACAAAGUUGAAUACAAACUUUUAUGCUAAACAAAGCAGCUAAGCUAUUGCACCUAACUAUGCAACAAAACAGCUGUGUGUCACAAUCAGUGCUUCUGUCCCACAAAACGGCUCUUUCACUUAUAGGUCAUCUUAUUUCAUUUCAUAACCACUGAGAAUCCUUUGCCACUCACAAAAACAUAGUAUUUGAUACAAAGGCCUGCAAUGCACAAAAGAGAAAAGACAGUAAAGGAGAGAAGAAUUAUUUAAAAUUAGCAAUGGAAAGCAGUAGAUAAGUUUUGAUUUUUACAUGAUAUACAUCAAGGUCAUAAUUGACGUGAGAGAAGUGUCAUAGAUUACCUGUGGAGCUCAUUUUAGGCUCUCUGCUUCUUGAUAUUUCCCCAUGUGGCAUGCCCUCUGAACACCUGCAGAGAUUCAGCUCUCACAUUAUGUGGUUUUAUGACAUUUACAUCACCAAUCUUCCGGGGUUAGACUGAGAAAACACACAUUAUAGUCUACGCAUCCUAGAACUCCUCUGAAAGAUUGAAAGUGUUAUAUCACAAGACCCAAUGUACUUGUCUCUUUUUAGUUACAGUAUUUUUAGUUACUGAAUUUAUCUGUUUGUCAUGUACUACAUGUGAAUUCUCCACAUAAAUUCAAAGAAAAUGUCCAAGAGGCAAAAUUGGUUAACUUUUUCCUCCAGGGUUCAUCAUUCUUCUUCUAACAUCUUGCAUUUCCAUUCAACAUAGUCUCUUUGGCCUUUAGAUCCAUGGAUUUGGCAGGAGGGUGCACAAACUGUUAGUGCUUCCUUGAUUUUCACCUUUGGCAUAAGUCGUGAUCAGCAGAUUUUCAUUUUAAUUAGGAUCAUGUCACCUAUAUUAAUAAGGUUAUUUUUCUUGAUAAUGGAUAAUGGCAUGCUUGAAGCCGGAAACUUGUAAUUAUUUUCCUCUCCAGAAGUGGUAUAAAAAUUAUUAUGCUUUUUAAUUAUUUAUACAUUAUACAGAUGUUUACAGUUAAAAUGCCUUUGUUAAGCUACUCACUGCUGCAGGAUGGAUCUAAAGAGCUUUUCUUGCCGUCUUUGGUGUUGACUAAUAUAUGAAAUAAAUGUAAAAUUUUGCUAUAACUUUACACAGAAAAGUUUGGUAAGGGAUUUUAUCACACUAAAGUCAUGUUAACAUGCAUAUUGUUUAUGUCUUCUGGCUAUACUUUUGAAAUGGUUAGAAUUUUAAAAGUCUACGGAUUGGCCCCAUUCAGAUGUCAAACUGUUGGCAUUUAUUCUGGCUCUGCAAGCAGUGAUGACUUAAAAAAAAAAAAUUAGCAAGGAUUCAAUACCUGGUAUUGUAUUUAAUGAUGUUGAUGGUAAGAUGCUAAGUGAUGAUUUUAAGGUUUUGCUGUGUAAUGUUGAGACUAAUUGGAAAGUUUGACCUGUGCCAAGUUUUAAUUAGUUCAAUUAUUUCUCAGGUGACCACAAUAGUGUUUUUUCCCCCCUGCAUUCAUAAUGGGGAGGUCAGAAUGCAGCUUAAAAACUCCCACAGAACACUGCUUGUGUCAUUGUUUUCUGUUGAUCUGAGAUUAAGGUUGUUGGUCUUAUCUUGUUUUCUUCAGAGAAUGGCUUUCCAUUCUCAAGAUUUCAUAAAUGUGUUAGAAGUUUCAUACUCCUACCCCAGAUGGUCUUGAGUUUGAGAUUUUGAGCUUGUGGCAUACCUUUAUACUUAAUAUAGUUAGUUCUGAAAACAUGCACAAUGUAAAACACAAAAAUAAUACACAAAGAUCCACCGCAUGGACAUCUGUACUUAUCCGUUCUGUGAUUUUGUGAACAAGAACCCACUGUGUGUGUGUGUGUGUGUGCCAUAUAUGUACUAUGGUUAUAGUGUGUAUAUUGAUAUAUGGGUAAAAAUUUACAAUAAGGUUCAUUUCAUUAGCUAAUGCAUUAAGUAUCAGAAACUAACAAUGAACACAAUAUUUUUUUUCCAGAAUGAACUUUUUUAAUGAUAGUUCAUAAAAAUUAAUUUAUUCAUUGUUAGUUCAUGUUCGCUCAUAGUGCAUUAACUGAUGUACAACAUUUGAUUUAAAACAAUUAUUACUAUGUUGAAAUUAACAUUUAACCAAGAUUAAUAAAUGCUAUACAGGUAUUGUUCAUUGUUGGUUCGUGUUCAUUCAUAUUACUGUAUUUACUAAAGUUAAAAAAUGGAACCUUAUUGUAAAGUGUUACCAAUGCUAUAACUGUGACAGUUUUCCCUGAAUGUAAGGAGUCAUACCUCAUGGACAUUUAAUCAAAAUCAAAAUUGAUUUACUGCCAUUUUCCCACCAUUUAAUGGGCUGUGGGUGCUGUAACAGUCCCUCUCAUGGGCCACAUACUUCAAGACACACCCAAAACAGAGAUGGUCAACCAUGUCUAAGGAAAAUCAAUGAAACGGGGAUCUGUGUGUGUGUGUGUGUUUCUCUGUGUCACCCAACUGUGUGGUUCUUCCAAGCAGCAAAUCAAUGGAGGGUUUGUUUUGUAAUGCUUUGGAGACUGUUUGUUUGUAUUUCUCUCUCUCUUGGUGUCUGCACGUAUGCAAGAGGAGAGGGGUCCCGUGAAAUGUGGUGUAGUCUUGCUUAAUGAAAGUUGCAGAAGUGCAUUGAUUCCAUCAGCUGCGGUCAGAGGUGAAUUGCUCAUGUCAAUAUGGCGCCUGUUUACAGCUUGGCUCAUCGUGUUUUUACAUUGCCUGUUAACGAGACUCAAAUAAAAAUCGUUUUAACUGACAUACUGUAAUUAAAUAUUGAGCUGGAGUUUUAUGAGAUAGUGCCAACCACAAUUUUGGGGAACUAUGCACUGUGGCAUUUCUUAAAUGUGUUAUAAUAGUGUCAUAGAUAUGUUAUAGAUGCUUUAUAAAUGUUAGGCUUCUACAUCCUAUUCUGUUCUCACAAUAAAGGCAUUUUCAUUCAAGUUGAAGUAGAACUGCAAAGUUAACCAAACCAUUAAAACGGUAUACAAAAAUAAAUUAACUAGUAUUGUGUAAAAUACACCUAUGACUUGCUGCCCAUGUGUGAAUGAGCCUUCCUGUAGGGUUCUGUUCACCUAGAAAAUUCCCUUAGAGCAUGCAACAAAAAAAAUCUCCCAUUUUCCCUCCAUAUAGUUCAUGUCAUGCCAUGUUUUUCACCUGUUGUUACUGAGAGUGAGCAGUAUUGUGAAAUAACUAACAUACUCCAUUAGCUUAAUGAAAACCACAGCUGCCAGCCUGUUUGUGUGUGUGUGGACAGAAAAGAUGUUUACUAACAUGAGGACUGAAUUCAAGCACUUUAAAUUACCUGGUUUAACCUCCAGACAGGAGAAGACUGUGGUCUUUUUGACCUAGAUGGAUGCUGAUUGAUAUCUGUUUGAUUGUGUUUAAACGUCCUUUAUUUGGCUGUUUAUGUGUUUUGAUGAUCUUCUCCCUGUAUGCCCUCUUCCAGUGGAAGGUUUGAGACUUUAAUAAAGUGGAAGAAAAAUA